CAAGCAGUGGAGAUCUCACUCAAACUUCAGAGAAAGCAAGUGAUAAACCAGAGAGAAAGAGUAGAGAGAACUUGAUUAGGAAAAAUGGUUAGAACUCCUUGCCGCGAUGAAAAUGGAAUGAAGAAGGGUACGUGGACACCUGAUGAAGACAGGAAGCUAAUUGCUUAUGUCACCAGGUAUGGCUACUGGAAUUGGCGCCAACUUCCCAAAUUUGCAGGUUUGUCGAGGUGUGGGAAGAGUUGCAGACUGCGGUGGAUGAAUUAUUUGAGGCCAAACAUCAAGAGAGGAAACUACAGCAAAGAAGAAGAGGAAACUAUUGUCAAAUUACACGAAAAAUUGGGGAAUAGAUGGUCUGCUAUAGCAGCUCAGCUACCAGGAAGAACGGACAAUGAGAUCAAAAAUCACUGGCAUACAAACCUCAAGAAGCGCACGAAUAAUAAACAGUGCAACUCAUCAUUUUCAUCAUCAGCCACAAAUUCUGAAGAAACUCCCAGUUACUCAAGCCUUGAAGCAGCAGUGGAUCAACCAAUUAAGAAGGCUAUUUUUCCAAAUACAGAAAGUACCGUUACCUCUCAAGUAACCCAAAAAACUGAUGAUCGUGUUGAUAAUAGCUCCCAACUUUCGCCGUCUCCACAACCGUCAUCGAGUGAAGUCUCAUCCAUGAGUGCAGAUAAUAAUUGGGUUAAUUAUGUGGAAGACAUCAAUGCUACUUCCAUGGAAGCAUAUGCAGAUAGUCAGUUCAUCGAUGAUUUCUGGACCGAGCCUUUUUUGGCUGAUAAUUCCUACAUUCCAAGUGGGUUUUACACGCCCUUGAUGGAUUCCGAGUUUGUGUAUUCACUAUUUGGUGGAGAUUUCUUGUAAAGUGAGGUCGUCUUAUCUAAUCAAAAUAUCAUUUUAUGCUUGGAGAUACAAUGUAAUGCCAGCAUUUUGUGUUUUUGUGAUGAACAAGAACUUUCCUAUAAAAAAUUACAGCAUGAUGAAAUUACAAUUCUUUAUCUUAUUUA
Molecule: messenger RNA, 1004 nt
Organism: Pyrus x bretschneideri (Chinese white pear)
Lineage: Eukaryota; Viridiplantae; Streptophyta; Magnoliopsida; Rosales; Rosaceae
Product: transcription factor MYB4
Exons: 3
Coding region: 85-861 (258 amino acids)
Source: RefSeq, a predicted model, not a curated record